AUGGUCAAGUCAUCAAUAGGCAGCAACUUCCAUCGACGCAGCGGCGACGACGAGAGGCGAGGCGUCUUCAGCAAACUCCCGCCUCUCCUUAUACCGAACAGCCUUCGACGAUUGACAAGCCCGCGACAUGAUUCGAAAGAUGCAACUCCACUCAAAUCCAGUACGUCGAGUGCAAUAGUCGGGAUUGGAUCAGUUCUGGCACAGGUUCCAUCAAACCCGUCAACCACAAGCUUCCAUCAAGGCUCCUCAGCGGCCACCAGCACAACUCCUACGUCGGCUCUUCCUUUGUCAGCAUUAAGCCCGUUCGCGAGCACUCGUAACAGCGGCAGCACCCCUCUCACAACACCGGGUAGUGGACGCCCUGGUACGAUCAACUUCGACACUCGGCCCGGUAUUCUUCCUGACGCAUCUCCAGGCAAGGCGUACUUUCCUAUAGUCCAUGCCGUGCCGGACAGUCAGGCGAAGGUGAUCACAUGGGAAGAACGAAAGUACAAUACUUCAAGAAGGCAGUCAGGCUCCGAAGACGAGCCUGUUCUCAUGCAGAGAUGUAGUAACACUUCUGAUGCGGGUACGGGGCCCAGAAUCUAUGACGCUUCACUCAAUAGAGUGGAAGUUGACGAUAUCUCAGAUGAUGAGAAAAGGCCAAUUCAGGACCAGCAGCGGUUGCAGGCCACGUCAUUGAGACUGAAAGAUAGCCGUACGAGGAGCAACGAGCAAGAAAAGGACAAGAAGACGCAGAGCCCACCAAUCAGUUGGGAUCCCAGCGACCCUGGACAUGAUACUUGGAAUGAAUCUGGAAGGGACGAAAAGUGGCAACAGCGAAGUCAGCUGUUCUCGAAUCUUUCAGCGUUCAACCUGCGCAAUGCUCAGAAACGCAAGAGCCCACCGCCCAAGCAAGAUAUUGGACCCUUGUGUGAAGGUCUAGAUCCGACGAACGAUCCGACGACACUCAAGGAUGCUGGCGGGCUGACAACGAAAACUGAUGAUAGAUCUGAGACAACGGCCAAGUCAGACGCUGCCAUGCCUGCCGCAUCACUCAAAGCAAGAUCGCUCUCGGAGAAAUCAGAUGGAGACGUGCCUCCAGAGACGCCAAGAGUUGUUGUGUCUGUGCCAAAUGAGAAUCAUCCUCGCUUUGCAGUCGCAAUGCCGAGCUCUGACACGACCGAUCUCAACGCACAGGACGGUCAGGAAGACGGACAAAGUCUCUUCGAUCUCUCAGACACCAGCUCAGAGACCUCAUCCGACGAGGAACUCGCAAACGAAGAUGAAGAUGCAGGCGAAGACGAACAUGAUGAAGAGCUCGAAGCCAUCAGCCCCCUCCCCAACGACGAAAACACCCUAACCCCCUUCCCAAGGCUCGCCUCAAACCCCAUCGCCGUCUCCAUGAACUCCCGCACCGGCAAGGACUCCCUCCGCGCAUCCUCCGUCCUCCGCCGCACAUCCAGCACCUCCGCCGCCAUGCGGCCCGUGCGCAGCCGAGGUGAAUUGAUCGGUCUUGAAGACUGCUCGCAGAGCCCUAUGGUGCUUGCGGCUGGGUUUGAGAAGAAGCCGAGGUCUGGGGGUUUGACGACGGGGAAUGAGGGGAAUCAGAGGGAGUGUUUUGUUUAUAGGGCGAGUGGGGAUGUGGGGAGGGAGGUUUGGGAGGCCGUCUUGGACCACACGCAACCAUUUUACGGCGAAGACGAGCUUACCAUAGGGAGCGACAAGUUUGCACACGGAGGAACUGGCUUCGUUGUCUCCCGUCCUGCUCUGCAAACAGUCGUCGACUUCUAUGCUGCGCACAAGGCUGAAGUUGAGGCAAAGUCUUCUUGGACGCCAGAGUUUCCAAUGACCGAUAUCUUCCCUACCAUGCAAGGCGAGCAUCCUGGAUUCGUGACGUACGGUAACCCUGAUAGCGAGGCGGUGCCUGAGGAGGCUUGGAUGAUUUGGUGCUCCCCGGCAAUCUCGUACCACCAUAUGUCAGUCAAUGUUGUGGAGAAGCUUUGGCGGUUCGAACAACGAUGGUCGGAUGACCGAAUUCCGACUAGGCAUACCGCUGCAUCUGGCUGGAUUACCGAGCGUGUCGAGAGGUUUGAACAGCAGAUGCGUCGUUGUUCUGAUGACGACUCCGCUUUGGUGCGAGGGGGUUAG
Molecule: messenger RNA, 2130 nt
Organism: Zasmidium cellare ATCC 36951
Lineage: Eukaryota; Fungi; Ascomycota; Dothideomycetes; Mycosphaerellales; Mycosphaerellaceae
Exons: 6
Coding region: 1-2130 (709 amino acids)
Source: RefSeq, a predicted model, not a curated record